AGGAGGGGAUACGAAAGUCAGCGACCUUGGACUCGGCGGUAAUCAUCCCAUGAACUGGAGCUUGUCUGCUUCCCGGGUAUGUUUGCAUGCCCCAACAACAAACAAUUCGUGGCCUUGACCUAGAGCAGACGGCAACAAACACCUGGAAGCGAGCAAGGCGCCACCUGACGGGUUGACGUGGUGGACUUCACAUGUCGGUCAUGCUUGUACAGCAUACGUGUCUUGCGCUGAACAAUCCGGCAAAUGCGGUCGUACGCAUAAGGGACCUCCACGGUUUCACAAGAUCGACAAGACUGUCAGCCCGCAGGAGAAUAGGAACGGGAGUCCAUGGAAGGCCGGACAGCUUCGAGCAGUCAAACGUGACGUGCGCGACUUCUAAGAGAUACGGCGAGUAGUUGUCAUUCUCAAUGCCAUGGGCGCGCGCGUUUCACGCCCAUGCCGUCCUCAAUUCUGAGCCCGCCUCAAGCAAUACCCGGAUAAAGGUACCUGGCCUGCCACGGACAAAUUUGCGGCUCUGCAACGCUCGGCAAUAGCGGAGGAGGUUCAAAACAACGGUAAUGGCAAAGGAGAGGUCAGGCGAACAACGGGUGCAGUGAGGCAGCGAGCACGAAAGAAGGGUCUGCACAUGAUCAGGCGCGAAGCAAUCCACACGCGUCGAGGCGGCGGAAAUCGACCCCGCGCCGCGCCACACGGUGGCUCAAGCUAAACUCCGAGGUCCUGUCAGAUUUGUCAGAUGUCAAUCAUGGCGUCAGACACAAUCCAGAAGGGCAAUUCUUCACAAGCGCAAGGUAACCAGAUCGCCUCUUUCCGUCCACCCAACUCCACCACACAAUCCGACGCAGAGACAGUCUGCAGUAUAUGUUGUCGUCAAACUGAAGCUCCUCCACUACAUUCUCCUCGUCGUCUUCUCCUACGCGUCCAUGUCCUUUCUGACCAAGCUGUUCCGCCCCUUCAGCACAAUGUCCAACGGCCCCGCCACACCCAUGACCGCGCCCGCAGGCGCACACACCGCCACCGUCGCCGCGGGCUGUUUCUGGGGCGUCGAGCACAUGUACCGCAAGCAGUUCGGCAAGGCGGGCUUGUACGAUGCGCGCGUGGGAUACAUUGGCGGCGACAGUGAGAACCCAGGUUACCGCGCCGUAUGCUCAGGGCGCACGGGGCACGCCGAAGCGCUCCAGGUGAUUUACGACCCCGAGAAGGUGACGUACCGCACACUCCUCGAAUUCUUCUACAAGAUGCACGACCCGACGACUGCGAACCAACAAGGCCCGGACCGCGGCAGCCAGUACCGCAGCGCGAUAUUCUACCACAACGCCGACCAAGAGAAGGAGGCGCGCGAGAUCACAAAGAAGGUCAACGAGCAGUGGUGGAAAGGCGGCGUGGUGACGGAAAUCCUCCCCGCAGGACAGUGGUGGGACGCAGAGCAAUACCAUCAGCUAUACCUCGACAACAACCCAGGCGGGUAUGAGUGUCCGAGCCAUUUCUUGAGGAGCUUCCCACCGCUGGCGGAUUAGACUGCUACAAUCCGGGUGUCAAGUACAAUAGUAAAAUGAAAGCGUCAUUGCAAAAUUCU
Parastagonospora nodorum SN15 is the source of this 1573-nucleotide messenger RNA. RefSeq lists its product as hypothetical. NCBI's taxonomy places the organism in Eukaryota, Fungi, Ascomycota, Dothideomycetes, Pleosporales, Phaeosphaeriaceae. The coding region runs from base 921 to 1514 and encodes 197 amino acids. The record is from RefSeq and is a predicted model, not a curated record. The transcript has 2 exons. Gene Ontology annotation, molecular function: peptide-methionine (S)-S-oxide reductase activity.